Molecule: messenger RNA, 1534 nt
Organism: Mastomys coucha (southern multimammate mouse)
Lineage: Eukaryota; Metazoa; Chordata; Mammalia; Rodentia; Muridae
Gene: Gpr31
Product: G protein-coupled receptor 31
Exons: 1
Coding region: 1-960 (319 amino acids)
Biological process (GO): G protein-coupled receptor signaling pathway
Cellular component (GO): membrane
Molecular function (GO): G protein-coupled receptor activity
Source: RefSeq, a predicted model, not a curated record
AUGGAGCGCACCAACUGCUCAGCUGCCAGCACUGUGGUGGAGACAGCUGUGGGCACCAUGCUGACCCUGGAGUGUGUGCUGGGCCUUAUGGGCAAUGCUGUGGCCCUCUGGACCUUCUUUUACCGUCUCAAAGUGUGGAAGCCUUAUGCUGUCUACCUGUUCAACCUGGUGGUGGCUGACCUGCUGCUGGCUACCAGUCUGCCAUUCUUUGCUGCUUUCUAUCUGAAGGGCAAGACCUGGAAACUCGGCCACAUGCCCUGCCAAGUCCUGCUCUUCCUGCUGGCAUUCAGCCGUGGUGUGGGAGUAGCCUUCCUGACGACAGUGGCUCUAGACCGGUAUCUGCGUGUGGUCCAUCCUCGGCUCAGAGUUAACUUGCUGUCUCUGAGGGCAGCUUGGGGCAUCUCAAGCCUCAUCUGGCUUCUGAUGGUUGUUCUCACUCCCCAAAACCUGCUCAUUUGCAAGACUACCCAGAAUUCCACGGAGUGCCCCAGCUUCUACCCUACAGGAGAGACCAAGGCUAUUGUCACCUGCCAGGAGAUACUCUUCUUCCUUCAGAUUCUGCUUCCCUUUGGCCUCAUCUCCUUCUGCAACAGUGGGCUCAUCAGGACCCUCCAGAAAAGACUCCGAGAGUCUGACAAACAACCCAGGAUCCGGAGGGCCAGGGUGCUGGUUGCGGUGGUGCUGCUACUGUUUGGACUGUGUUUCCUGCCUAGUGUCCUGACCAGGGUUCUGGUGCAUGUCUUUGGGGAAUUUAAGAGCUGCAGUGUCCAGCAGGCCAUAGUUCAGGCUUCUGAUGUCGCUGGCAGCCUCACCUGCCUGCACAGUGCAUUGAGCCCAGCCAUUUACUGCUUCUCUAAUCGAGCCUUCACCCACUCAUACCGGAAGGUGCUCAAAAGCCUUCGAGGCGGGAGGAAGGCAGCAGAGUCACCGAGCUCCAACCUCAGGGACUCCUAUUCCUGAUGACUGUUGAAAUCCUUAGCUCCUUUUUGUUUGGGAUCUGAGUAACAUAUCCAAUAGUCUCAGGGCAAGAAGAGAGAAACUGCACUGCAAGGAUCCAGACACAGUCUGUCACUGUGGUGACAAGCUGGUCUCACCUGGGUUUCCCCCUGAUACUUUACAGGUCCCAGUGGCUGAUUUGAAUCACCAGGACAGAGCCUGCCUCCAUUGCACAGCUGCCAUCCUUAUGGAGUUGCCAUGUUGCAUUGAGUGUCUCUGCACAUCCACACAGGAAGAACCCCACUGGCUGCAUCAGCAGAGGAGAGCGUUGGUGCCGCUUCAGCACCAUCUGGUCUACCCCAUCAUGUUCACUUUCCACGCUUCCAUUCUCGAGUGUGAAAACCACUCUCUUCUUGCCUCCACGGAGCUCAGAACAAUGGAAGCCAGGUUCUGAAGAGGUCACAUUCUGUUUUUUUUAUAAAUUUCUCCUUUGUUUUGAUAGGCUGUACAGAGUGUCUCAGACAGUUCCGUGAGCUACCUCCCUCACUGUAAGAAAUAUCUGCUGAUUGCCUCAACACUGACCUAGAAUUUCUUGCUU